CUUUCCAGCUAAAUAUUCCAUGGAACUAUCUGCUGUUAUUUAUAAGAACUGGGCUUUCACAGACCAGGCGCUUCCUACUGAUCUGCUCAACAGAGGAAUGGCAGUUCCAGACUCAAGCCAGCCGCAUGGACUCAGACUGCUAAUAGAGGAUUAUCCCUAUGCAGUUGAUGGGCUUGAAAUCUGGUCUGCAAUCAAAAGCUGGGUCACAGAGUAUUGCUCUUUCUAUUAUCCUGUGGAUGACAUGGUCAAAAGUGACCCUGAACUCCAAUCCUGGUGGACAGAGCUACGUGAUGUGGGCCAUGGUGACAAGAAAGAUGAACCAUGGUGGCCUAAGAUGCAGACGAGAGAUGAACUCGUCCAAACCUGCAACAUUAUCAUAUGGGUGGCUUCUGCUCUACAUGCAGCUGUCAAUUUUGGGCAAUAUCCUUAUGCUGGCUACCUUCCAAACCGUCCAACCAUAAGCCGUCGUUUCAUGCUUGAGCCAGGCACUCCCGAGUAUGCUGAGCUUGCGUCAAAUCCUGAAAGGGCCUUCCUGAAAACAAUCACAAGUCAAUUCCAAUCACUAUUGGGUGUGGCUCUGAUAGAGAUUUUGUCCCGGCAUUCUUCAGAUGAGAUCUAUCUUGGGCAGAGAGACACUCCUGAAUGGACUUCUGAAGCUCAACCACGAGAGGCAUUUGAGCGAUUUGGAAGAAAUCUGGUAGAAAUCGAAGGUAGAAUAUUGGAUAGAAACAUGGACGAGAGAUGGAAGAACAGAGUCGGGCCUGUCAAAGUGCCUUACACCUUGCUCUAUCCUAGCACAUCAGAUACCAGUAAAGUUGGAGGACUUACCGGCAAGGGAAUUCCGAACAGUGUCUCAAUAUGAAGCUAUAAAAUGAAAUGGUUAGAGAGUAUUUUGAGGCCGUGAAAAUUGGAGAAUGUUGUACCACACAAGAAAAAGACUACCAACUGGGUUUUUGUAUCCUCCAGUUUUAAAUUUAUUUUCCAAAAUCAUACUAGAGGCAGCUAUAGAUGCAGACAUGUUCCCCAAUUAAACAAGUGGAAUAAAUGAUGG
Molecule: messenger RNA, 1051 nt
Organism: Ilex paraguariensis (yerba mate)
Lineage: Eukaryota; Viridiplantae; Streptophyta; Magnoliopsida; Aquifoliales; Aquifoliaceae
Source: the annotation of a GenBank genome assembly